AUUUGUAUUUAAAAGUGUUAUAAAGAACUAUACAAUGAGUGACAAAGUUUUCAGAUUGGAUUCAGGUUAUCAAAACUACGAUUGGGGGAAAAUUGGUUCCACUUCAGCUGUUGCUCAAUUUGCUCAUCAUUCCAACCCGGAAAAUGUCGUUAUUGAUGAAUCAAAACCAUAUGCUGAAUUAUGGAUGGGUACUCAUCCAAAAGUUCCAUCCAAAAAUUUAAAAGGUGAAUCUUUAAGAGAUUUAAUUAGUGCUAAUCCAAAAGAAUUAUUAGGUGAAAAAAUCAUCAACAAAUUUAAAGCUACUAAUGAAUUACCAUUCUUAUUCAAAGUCCUAAGUAUUGAAAAAGUUUUAUCAAUUCAAGCUCAUCCUGAUAAAGAAUUGGGUGCUAAAUUACAUAUUCAAGAUCCAAAGAAUUAUCCAGAUGAUAAUCAUAAACCUGAAAUGGCCAUUGCUGUUACAGAUUUUGAAGGGUUUUGUGGGUUCAAACCAUUGGAUCAAAUUGCUGAUGAAUUGAAUGCAAUUCCAGAAUUGGCUAAUAUUGUUGGUGAAGAAGUUUCCCAAAAAUUCAUUAAUGGUAUUAAAUUAAACGUUCAAGCUGGUUCUUCAGAUGAUUUACAAAAUAAAAAAUUAUUACAAGCUGUUUUCGGUAAAGUUAUGAAUGCAACAAAUGAAGAAAUUGCACAAAAUGCAAAUUCAUUAGUGGAAAAAGCUAAAACUCAACCUGAAAUUUUCAACAAAUCAGAUUUACCUGAAUUAAUCAUUAGAUUAAAUAAACAAUUCCCAGAAGAUGUUGGUUUAUUCUGUGGUUGUUUAUUAUUGAACCAUUGUAAAUUGGUUGCUGGUGAAGCUAUGUUUUUACAAGCUAAAGAUCCUCAUGCUUAUAUCUCUGGUGAUAUUAUUGAAUGUAUGGCUGCUUCAGAUAAUGUUGUUAGAGCUGGUUUCACUCCAAAAUUCAAAGAUGUUAAAAAUUUAGUGGAAAUGUUGACAUAUAAUUAUGAUGAUGUUGAAAAGCAAAAAAUGUCACCAUUAUCAUUUGAAAGAAGUUUAGGUGAUGGUGAAUCAAAAUUAUAUGAUCCUCCAAUUCAAGAAUUUUCAGUUUUACAAACUACAUUCAAGAAAACUCAAGGUACAAGAACUUUUAAACCUUUUGAAGGUCCAAGUAUAUUGAUUGUUACUAAUGGUGAAGGUGAAUUAAUUAGUGAAGAUGGUGUUUCAUUAAAAGCUGAACCAGGUUAUAAUUUUUUCAUUGCACCAAAUACUGAAGUUACAUUGGUUACUAAAGAUCCAAACUUCACCACUUAUAGAGCUUAUGUUGAAGCUUAA
Molecule: messenger RNA, 1324 nt
Organism: Hansenula anomala
Lineage: Eukaryota; Fungi; Ascomycota; Saccharomycetes; Phaffomycetales; Wickerhamomycetaceae
Gene: PMI40
Product: mannose-6-phosphate isomerase PMI40
Exons: 2
Coding region: 35-1324 (429 amino acids)
Biological process (GO): carbohydrate metabolic process; GDP-mannose biosynthetic process
Cellular component (GO): cytosol
Molecular function (GO): zinc ion binding; mannose-6-phosphate isomerase activity
Source: RefSeq, a predicted model, not a curated record